UGUCAUCAUGUCACUUUUUUUAUCUGACCACUGUCUCUCAUUUUUGCCUCUGUCGGAAUGGCAAGUAAGAGAUAGCAUUGUCAAUGACCUUUUAAUAUAAUACGCUAAAAUUUAAUUAAGUAAUGCAUUCAUCGCUGAAAAUGAACCUAUGUAGGAAAGUUUAGUAAUUACAAUUUAUUAAGUUAAAAAUGGUGGGAAUAGAUUCUAUCAAAUCACAAUACCCUUUGCACUGGUUCGUCUGGAAUAACGAAUAUAAACUCCUGGAGGAAGAAUUAUCAAGACAUGCACAAGAUAUUGAAAAGAAGGAUAACAGGGGUAGGACACCUUUAAUGCUUGCAGUUACAUUAGGUCAUCUAGAAUCUGUACGUACAUUAUUAAAUUUUGGAGCUAAUGUUAACUGUGAGAACUUGGAUGGAUGGACAGUUGUCCAAGAAGCAGUGGCAACUGGGGAUCCAGAGUUGCUUCAUAUGGUUUUGGAAAGAAGAGAUUUCCAAAGAUAUUCUAAUAGAAUGGCUGGUAUUCCAGAAUUACUUCAGAAACUUAAAGAGGCUCCUGAUUUUUAUGUUGAAAUGAAAUGGGAGUUCACUAGUUGGGUUCCAUUUGUUUCUAGAAUGUGUCCCAGUGACAUCUACAAAGUAUAUAAGCAGGGUUCUAAUGUUAGGAUAGACACAACACUUUUAGGAUUUGACCACACCAACUGGCAGAGAGGAAAUAGAAGUUACAUAUUCCAGGGUCAUAAGGAGGGUGCUACAAUGAUGGAGGUAGACCACGAUACCAAACAAGUUUAUUGUGAGCAAAUGAAGGUUCCUAAUGAUUCAAUGGGUGUUUUGGUCCCAUCUGAAGAAUCCGUUUCUCAUCGUCUCACUACCCCUAUUGUAACCACCUAUGUUGACACUGACAAAAUUAGUUUUGAAAGGAAUAAAGCAGGUAUUCUUGGUUGGAGGUCAGAUAAAACUGAAAACAUAAACGGUCACGAUUGCAAAGUAUUUGGUGCAAACAACGUCCAAUUGAUAACAAAAACGCGCACCGAACAUCUGACUGAAAUCGACAAAGCCUUAGCUAGAAGUAAGAAUAAAAGUCCCCUGCAAAAUUUCCUAGGAAUAGCUGAGGUUGAAGAAAAUCAAGCAGCUGCAAUUAUUAAUAAGGAGGAGUAUUUUCAUAACACGAAUCCUUGUAACAUCAGACCUGAGGAAUAUUUCGAUUCAGAAGUAGAUUUAACAGGUCGAGAUAUUGGAAGGCCCAGAGAAAUAAAUACAAAACUACAAAAGUUCAAGGCCACCCUUUGGCUGUGCGAAAAGUACCCUCUAUCCUUCCCAGAACAGAUUCUGCCUAUCGUUGAUCUCAUGGCGAUUUCUAGCUCUCAUUUCGCCAAACUGAAAAACUUCAUUCAAAUGCAACUGCCAUCCGGAUUUCCGGUCAAAAUAGAAAUUCCCCUGUUCCAUGUUCUGAAUGCUCGUAUAACUUUUGGGAAUAUAUUUGCGAUGGACACUCCCGUUGAAAUGGUCAAUAGGAUUGAGGACGAGGAUAGGAUAACCUGUAUAGUGGACGACGCUGCAUUUGAUGUUCCACCUGGUUAUACUCAGCUUGGUAAUGGUAAUACACCGACACAGUNAGAGCAGUAUGUGAAAGCCAAACCAGCUCCUGAUCCUUUGGUGAAAAAACGUAGAGAUGACCAAGCUUGUGAGAAUGCUCCUAAGAAGUUUAAAACAGAUGAACAAACACAGGAAGAACGUUUGAAAGCAUCUGUUAUUCCUUUAUGGAAUGUACCUUAUGAAGAGCAGGUGAAUACAGUUGGUAGACGAACAAGAUUACCAACAGAACCUGGACCUGAAGGGAUUGCAGGUUAUGCAAGCCCUAUUUUAAAUAGUCCCAUUAAAUCACCCCCUUACAAUAACGCUGGUACAGAUAGUGAUGAUAGCAGUUUCAAAUCGGUGACUAGUUUACAAGUACCAAAAUCGCCUCGUACACCUACGGUGAUGCCCAGUAUGGGUCAUCAGAUAGCCCAUCGGUUCACCAAGACCUUUAAAAUGAUGGCAACCUGUGGAUACUGUUCUAAACCAAUUUAUUUUGGAACCGGUUUAAAAUGCAAGGACUGCAAAGUAGCUACUUCAGUUAUUUUUAGUGAGCUAGUUUAUUUUUGUUUCUUUUGUAGAGCAAUCCAGGCUAGUCUUGCUUUAUAUCAACAAAACCUGAACUGCGCAGACUCAAGAGGCAAUAGCACUCCUGAUAGCGAUUCUGAACUACAGAUGGCGCUAAUGUUGUCCGAACAGGAACAGCAAGAGGCAGAACAACAGAAGCGAAAAGAGGAAAAGAUGUUGGAAGAAAUUCUUCGACUUUCCCUCACCGAGCAGUAGACGAAAAAUACAACGUUUAUUUAUUAUUUCUAUCUACAAUACUUUCAACGAUGGGAGAAAUUGAUAUCGUAAAUUCUGUAGGUAACUCAUUGGAGGCCCUUGUCCAGUCGAAGUGACCGGCGCACAAGUGGAACACAGAAAACGAACUUGCGGUUUGUGAGAAAUUAAGUCAAAUUAUUUAUUUUGUUUUCUCUGUCUACGAAAAUACUUGCUUUUCGGCCCAGAUGUUUCCUUUUAUUUGUUUUUAGACGAGUACGAUUUUUUAAAUUCAAAAUCGUAUGAAUAUUUUUUUUUAACAAAGUAAAUCGAUAAAUAUCAACGUACGCCAGUAAUUAUUGAGGGCAAUCAACUUUAGACGUUAACUUCAGUGACGGUUUCUGAGUAUAUCGUACGAGCGGGCACAGUUUUUUGCGUGACCACAUAACGUAGUCGUAUUGAUUUCCUUCGAAUAAAUGAUCUCGUAAACCUAACAUACAGAAACCUUUGCAGUGACUUGUAACAAAUAUUUUAACAUCAUUAACAAAAUUAAUGGACAAAAAAUACCCUAUUCUUCACAACAAUAGGAAUAGGCAUGUGUCCUUUGUGCUUUUACGAGUCUACCGCCACUGAUUACUUUCUAUUCCUUUUUUAGUUUAUUCCUUUUUUAGUUUAAAGUUUAUAGUGUUAAAAUUUUUUAUCGUCGUAUGGUGCUAAUAUCCUCCUAGUAAUGCAAAGAGCGAUUCAAAUUACUUAUCACACCACAUGCUAAAAAGGACGUUAUAGUGUUUAUAGAUGCUAAUUUUUUUUCACGAAAUAUUUCUAUAA
Agrilus planipennis (emerald ash borer) is the source of this 3158-nucleotide messenger RNA. RefSeq names its product ankyrin repeat domain-containing protein 13D. The transcript has 12 exons. Gene Ontology annotation, cellular component: cytoplasm. Gene Ontology annotation, molecular function: protein binding. The coding region runs from base 189 to 2354 and encodes 721 amino acids. The record is from RefSeq and is a predicted model, not a curated record. Lineage: Eukaryota; Metazoa; Arthropoda; Insecta; Coleoptera; Buprestidae.